Molecule: messenger RNA, 933 nt
Organism: Penicillium hordei
Lineage: Eukaryota; Fungi; Ascomycota; Eurotiomycetes; Eurotiales; Aspergillaceae
Exons: 4
Coding region: 1-933 (310 amino acids)
Source: RefSeq, a predicted model, not a curated record
AUGCGAGCUCCGAAUAUUGCCUGGCCGGGCUUUCUGACCCUGUCGAGGAGAACUAUUCAACGUCCAGAGGAUGACCCUGCUGCGUUGGUCCUGGAAGCCUGGUCCCAGGGCCUCAUGACGGGCUCACUAGUCAUCAUGGCGGCGGUCACAUUUGCAAACAUGCGGCGGGGCGUCUUGCUGCACAAGCUGAUUUUACUAGAGUUGGUCUUGGCCACCGCUCACGGAACCUUUAUAUUUGCCCCAGACCCUGUAUAUGGAUGGUACCUGGCCUCAACCGCAAUCGGAUUGAUUAUAUCUUGGUCCCUGCACAAUGUGAUUGCGUGGAUGAAGAAUCGGCCAUUCAUGGGCCGUAAACUGUCUCUCUUCUAUAUCGGCACGAUUGUCCUGGCCCAGCCCUACUGGGCGGUCGAGAUAUACGCCAACUUCACCUACUUUAACAAUAUCAGUCUUGUUGCGUACGAAAAGAUCCGUCCAUGGGAAGCACUGUUCCGAGACCCCUGGUGGAUUUACACAACCUGUAAUCUCUUCUGGGUGGUAAAAAUACAUUACAACUUCGGACUCAUUGAGCUCGUGCGCGAAUGCCCCCGUUUCGGCCUCAUGCUGGGCUCAAUGUGCCUUUCUAUCCUGUUCAGUGUUGCCGACGUUCUCAGCGUUACCGGCGUACUUAGCGCGGCAAUGCCCACUGGAAUCAACCCUUUCUGGAAGCUAUGCUUCAUGUUCAAAUGCCUCUGUGACACUAUUAUUCUGGAUGACUUCAAGACCGCACUUGAUAAGCUCAGUACUGGAUGGCUCGCACGGAAUGGAAUGCACACAAUAGGUCAGCACACAGUAGACUUUAGGAGUCACCCCACUUUCAAAGAUGAGCGAGCUCCGCCCAAUGCCGACGAUAAUAUUUCCUUCAAAUACUCUGUCAGCGCUGUACAUAUUGAAUGA